This is a messenger RNA of Benincasa hispida (wax gourd), 1258 nucleotides long. RefSeq names its product short chain aldehyde dehydrogenase 1-like. NCBI's taxonomy places the organism in Eukaryota, Viridiplantae, Streptophyta, Magnoliopsida, Cucurbitales, Cucurbitaceae. Gene Ontology annotation, molecular function: oxidoreductase activity, acting on the CH-OH group of donors, NAD or NADP as acceptor. The record is from RefSeq and is a predicted model, not a curated record.
CAGACAUUUAUUUUGAAAACUGAUAGCCCAUUUGGUAGUUGAAUUUAUUUAUAAAUAGGCAUGCACUCUAAUUCAAAUCCUUAUAACUUCAAUUGCGUCAGAUCAGACCAUGGACGAAUCCUAUUCUUCCAAAAGGUUGAACGGCAAAGUCGCCAUAAUCACCGGCGGUGCCAGCGGAUUCGGAAAGAGCACCGCCAGAUUGUUUGUUCGACACGGGGCCACUGUAGUCAUUGCCGACGUCCAGGACGAUCUCGGCCGAUCACUCUGCGAAGAACUUGGAUCAGAGAAAACCGUUUCAUAUGUACAUUGUGAUGUGACGAGUGAUUCCGAUGUGAAGAACGCCGUUGAUUUCGCGGUUGAGAGGUACGGGCAGUUGGACAUAAUGUACAACAAUGCCGGGAUCACCGGCGAAAUGGAUCCGACAAUUUUAGGAACAAAGAAGGAGAAUUUCAAGAAAGUUUUUGAGGUGAAUGUUUAUGGAGGAUUUUUAGGGGCAAAACAUGCGGCUAGGGUUAUGAUUCCAAAUAGGAGCGGAGUGAUUCUGUUCACAUCUAGUGUUGCUUCGGUGAAUAGCGGAGAAUCGCCGCAUGCUUAUGCAAUGUCGAAGCAUGCAGUGGUGGGAUUGAUGAGAAAUUUGUGUGUGGAAUUGGGGGAAUUUGGGAUUAGGGUUAAUUCAGUAUCUCCAGGAGCUAUUGCAACGCCGCUGCUGAGAAACGCGUUGGGAUUUACAGAGGAGGCGUUGGAGGAGGUGGUCCGAUCUUCAGCGAUUUUGAAAGGAGUUGUGCCGACGGUGGAGGAUGUGGCAGAGGCGGCGCUCUUCUUGUGUAGUGAUGAAUCUAGGGUUAUAAGUGGGCAUAAUCUUGUCGUCGACGGUGGCUAUAGUACUGCCAACCGCUCUUUCUCCGUUGCUGCUAUCAGAAAAUUGUCUUCUCAUUUAGAGGGAUAAAAAUUAGGAGAAAUUGUCAAAAACAACCUUUUUUUUAAUUUCACCUUCACUUAAAACUCUUAAAAAUAUUUUUUCUCCUUCCCGACAAAAAUUAACUGCCGAUAUUCGAACAAAAAUUGAACAGCAUCAUAAAGGCGCUAAUUAUUAAAGAAUAUCUCAGGAUAAUUUUCUAACAAUUUCUCCAAAUUAAGGUGAGUGCAACUUUAACUUUGUGUUUGUAUUCAAAAGCAUAAAUUCAAAAAUAUUUUUACCAUAACUAAUAUAUAUCUGGUGUAGGAGAAUCAAACCUUGAUUUCGAGUUUGAUAACAUAA